This is a messenger RNA of Siniperca chuatsi (mandarin fish), 3991 nucleotides long. It is a transcript of the gene gemin4, whose product is annotated as gem (nuclear organelle) associated protein 4. The record is from RefSeq and is a predicted model, not a curated record. The transcript has 5 exons. NCBI's taxonomy places the organism in Eukaryota, Metazoa, Chordata, Actinopteri, Centrarchiformes, Sinipercidae. Gene Ontology annotation, biological process: rRNA processing; spliceosomal snRNP assembly. Bases 297 to 3839 code for a protein of 1180 amino acids. Gene Ontology annotation, cellular component: SMN complex.
UGAAGGCGUCUGGACACCCGAGGGCAGCGGGCCCCUCUUGUCUUUCCACGCGCUGAUGCGGAACAGCGGAAGCGCUGUUUACGAAAUUGGUGACAUGCUGCUGCAAACCUGCUGAAAACGCGUGAAAAGCGCUUCAUGUCGAAGCUCCGUGUCUGUCCGACAGGCUACACUGCGGUAACUCGUGAUGCCGCGGACAGACUCUUCUGACAGACGCGCUGCGGAACAUCUCAACGGGAUUUGAAAACCGGUUCAAAUUAGCAAACUGUCUUACCUGCAGUUAGCUACAUUCAGCAGCUAUGACACCGAUGAUGAAUAAAGAUUCGGCCGUUCUUCAGGGUGCUUUCCUCCUGGCUGAUAAGCUGUGUCUCCCCUCCUCCCUGUCCUCCCUUCAGAAAGCGGACUGGAGCAGGGUGGGACAUCCGGUCCUGGAGGCAGUCAGAGAACUCUGCAGACAAGAUGAACUCAGUGCACAUCCCACCGAAACGGCUGUCACCUGGAUAAAGAAAUUAGUUUGUGUUGUGUGGCUGAAGCUGUUGUGCAGAGAGACUGGAGAAGACGCAGAGAUGGCCUGGAGGGAGAACCCUUUCUUCCCCCUCCAGAACGGCCUCCCUGAGGUCAACCAUGUUGUCCUGCUGGAAGUGGUGAAGUCGAUGGCAGCUGCUCAGACAUUUGCCCGUUUCCUCUUGUAUCUUCCUCAAUCUCAGAUCUGUACUGAGCUUGAAAGGCUAGUGCAACAUGUGAGGAGCAGCCCUACUACAGAGGACGAUGUCCGACUUUUUCUGGAGGUGUGGUGGGAGCUGUGGAAAGGCCGAGAUGAGCAGAAAGCGGGAGGAGAGGAUAACAUAGAGACGGUGUUUGCUAGACAGUUUGCUCGUCUCUCCUCCAAGUCUUCCAGUCUGACCCCUCAGGCUGCCAAGAGGUUAAAGCUAGACACGUCAGAUCUACCAGCAUCGUCGCCAACCGCUGAUGUCCUCCACAUUGUCCUUCAUGCACUUAAAGACAUAAAAGAUCACAUAUCUACAACAGAUCUUUGCCUGCUGGCCCUCUCCAUUUCUCUUGAUGCUGUUUACACAGCCUUCCUAAUAGACCAAGCUGUCGUACUUCCAACCAAAGAGAAGAUGCACAUCCUGUCUAAAGUCAUCAGCAUCAGAGAAAAGAAUGAUGAGAAACUGAGUCCUGAACUUAUUCGGGAGGCUCAGAGAGACCUACGUGCUUCUCACACACCAUUUCACUUUCACCCCAGCAGGAUGAAGCUUGGUGAAGCCUUGAAGAUUAUAACAGAACUUGCGCAGUUUUGGCAAAACAGUGGGCUCCUGAAAGUGGUUAACAGCUCUGAUCCCAGCUACUCAGCAUUCAAACUAGAACAAAGUGUCCAGAGAGUCCUGACAGCUCUACAGAAAGCAGAAGUGGCUGAAACUAUGACUGAAAUGGAUGAACACGAGACUGAGAGGAAUAUGCUCAGAGGUUUGCUGGAGUCACUGGCUUUCCCUGCUACAGAGAGCACCCCCGAGGUGAACGCGAGGGUCACCACGAUCAUCAUCAGUCACCGCCUGGACGACUAUCAGAACUUUGCGGUGUUAUUUGCCAGUGAGAAGAGUUGGUCUGCCUGUGAUGAGCACUGGAUGGCCUGCCUGGAAAAGAACCAAGCAGCCUUCCAGCAGUACGACACACUGAUCAAACUGACCUCCACCCUUAUGAGUAAACUCCACAGUGAGAGCACAAAUGUGAGCCAGUGCAGGAAGCUGAUGAAAAUCAUUGCAGACAUUUUCUCUGCGCUUUCCCUAAAAGACAAGAACAAAGCGUUGACUGCCAUGUUGCGACUCUCCAGCAGGGGGUUCUUUGGGUGCUCCGUCCCCUCUGCUGUGACUGACGGGUUUGAACAGGAGCUCAACAUGGCCUUCAACUGCAUCAUCCAAGGGGGUGGGGCAUCAGCAGCGGCGUCGCAGGGCAACCUGAACACAGCAGUCUCUUUAGUAGCAAGAGUUGCGUUUCAGAACCCGGAGGCUGCUUUGAGGUCUUGUUGUCAUUCAGCUAUUUUCAAUAAAGGGGCUUUCUCUCUUAUGGCUAAGAUCCUGCAGCAGCUGCCUGGACUCAAAGGACAGAGGGAAAGUAAAGAUGAAGCUCAGAGUGAUAAAGAGGCUGAGGAAAGUAUAGACGAAGGAAAGGAUGCUCUGAGUGGUAGCGGUCUACUCUGCAGGUGUCUACAGGAGAUGAUCAAGACCAAAUCAUUGUCAGCCAGUGAAAAAGAGCAGCUCCUUAAGUGUCUGGGUCUGCUGAUGAUGCCUGUCAUGCCAGUUGAAGGAGAAGAAAGGAUGCAAAGCUUUCUGCCACCCGAGGAGGUCGUGAACAUUUUCGUCCUGCCUAACCUCUCCACUAUGGGUCAAAGCUCCUUCGAUAUAGAACUGAGUCUGCAGCUUCUCCACACUGCUCUGUCUGUGGACAGCCAGGAACAAGCCUCUUCUGCUCGCUGGGUGUUGGACUGCUCUCCCUUUCCCCUGCUCUAUGUCCUGGCCCAGCUGCACAGCCAGACUCUCAGGUUUGCACGACGACCUGUUCACCUCCAAGUGAUAACUGUAACCUGCCUUUUGAUUUCAACACAUAUCGAAAUCUCUGCUAGGUGUUGGGAGCAGCCACCAGAGGGCACUGUCCACCACUGGUCCAUGGACACCAAGGAGCUGCUGGUGGUGGUGCUGACCACACUGGGGCAGGUGGUGGGUGCAGAGGUGGCGGCAGCCCCCAGCAGCUGGUCCAGAGCUCUGUUCUGGCUCUACAACAAGAUGGAGGAACUGGACUGGACCGUUCGUUUCCACCUGAAGCCCGUUUGGGGGGAACACUUUAAAAACGAGGUUCCCUCGUCUCUGCUGACUGUGUGUGAUCUACCUGAGCAGGAGUGGUCAGGUUUGGACCUGCCUCAGUAUGGUCAGGGCACAGGUCUUUUGGCCUGGAUGGAGUGCUGCUCUAUAUCAGACUCCCUGCAGUCCACCAUGUUGUCCCAUCUCUCUCUGGACCAGCGCCGAACCGACCACGUCAGCAUGUUCAGCAAAGGCCUGCUGGUGGCUCUGACCCAGACCCUGCCCUGGUGCUCCGUCUCCCAGUGGACCAGACUGCUGAGAGCCCUGAGGGAGCUGAUUACCUCAGGUCGCCUCCACGUUCCCUUCUCGCUCGAGUACGUGGACUACCUGCCCCUCCUGGAUCUGAGGAGGUUUUCCUGUGAGCUCCGCCUGUCUGUCCUCCUGCUCCGGGUCCUUCAGCUGCUCUGCGGGUCCAGCUGCUCCCACUGGCUGGCAGCGGACGGCUGGGCACACGUUGGCAGGCUAUACGCCCACGCUGUGAGGGAGAUGAUCAACUCAGUAAGAGCCAAGCUUCCUCUUCCAUCAUCUGGUGCUUUGACUGUCUCUGCUUCAACGUCUCCUAAAACCCCAGCGUCCGGAGACUUCAGUCCUUCCUGCACUUCAGUCAAAGCUCCUAAAAUGUCCAAAGACACUCUGAAAGACCUUAAACAAGCAGAUCUUCUGAAAUCCAAAGAGUCCCAAAUGGAGGAGGAGGUGGAGACAGUUCCCAGCCAGGAAGUCCUUUUUGUACUCAGCCAGCUCUUCUGCCAUGUUCAGCACAUCCAGGUGAUGAUGCCGGGAGGCCAGUGUGAACCGUUGUUCCUGUCCAGUCUGGAGAUCCUCAGCCACUACGAGGCUGUCAUGGCCGCUUUCCCAGACAGCAGCAGCCCGCUGGAGAGCGACAACACUCGGCACUUCUUCUCCACCAUCACGGACAACCUGGAGAACCAGGAGAUGAAGGCUGUACUGCAGCAGAAGAUCGCUCAGCUUGUGUCAUCGGCAGCUUAACACGCCGAGUUUUCAUGUUUACCACCGGAGGAUUAGGACUCUCAUAUGUUUGCUGAUAAAAUAAAUAAAAUCAUUUCAGUUGUCAAUGUUGUACGCUCUACUAGUGAUGGUAAGGAAUCUGAGUGAAUAAAGAGCCGAUAUGUCACAUUAAA